AUGGACCCAGUAUCCACUAAACAUGGGACUGAACAACCCCCCAUGAACACAUCCAAAUGGGGACAGGAGGCCAAAAGCCCAUCCGUGUCAGCCCUGGAGCCAGAAACUGCCCCCUCCAAGCUGUGGCUCUGCAGCUCGGCGGGCACUAGUUUUCCGACCGUGCUGGGUUGUCGCUUUGGCAAUGCCGUCGGACUUUUUACUGUUUUUCCUUCCUUAGUGCCAACACCUCUACGGAUUGUCCUGCUGGGAAAAACGGGAAAUGGAAAGAGCAGUUUGGCUAACACUAUAUUUGGAAAUACUGUGUUCAAAGUCAGUAACUUUGACUCCAGCUUUUGUGUUUCUGAAAGCCAGACAAGACAAGUCAAUGGAAGAAGCCUCACAUUGAUAGACACUCCAGGUCUCUUGGCACCCAAUAGUUCAGAAGAAGACAUGAAACGUGAGAUGAUGCGGUGCAUCACUGAGUGCUCUCCCGGGCCUCAUGCGGUUCUGAUUGUGCUGAAGGUGGAGAAGUUCACAGAGCACGAGCAGGCUGUCAUCAACCAGGUUUGCCAGCAUUUCUCAGAGGAGGUCCUAACGCACGCUGUGGUGGUCUUCACUCAUGGUGACCAGCUCCCUGAAGGGAUGACAAUUCAGGAGUAUGUCAGUCAGAGUGAGGGUCUGUCAGACCUGGUGCAGAAGUGCGGUGGUCGCUGCCACGUCUUUGACAACAGAUACUGGAAGAAUGCCAAGCAGGACGACUACAGGAGCAACAAGUUCCAGGUUACACAGCUGCUGACCAACAUUGAUGACAUCCUGAAGCUGAAUAAUGGAGACCACUACACCAACUCCAUACUUCAGGAAGUUGAAGAAGAAAUUCAAAUAGAAGCAGAUCGCAUUAGAAAAUCAUCCAGCAACAUGUCAAAGGAAGACAUUUUAAAACAGGCCAAAAUAAACACCUUCAAGAAACUUUUAGAGGGGGAAAAGAAAGCAUGGAGGUGGGACAUUCUGGGCUUUGGAGUUCUUGCAGGCCUAGCUGUGAUUGCAGCAGCAUGGGUCAUUCAAAGAUAUCUACAGGGAGAAGCUGAAAUACCUCUUCCAGAGAUGAAAGAACCAGAAGAAGCUCUGGUGGAAUCUGUUGUGUCGGCAGGACAACAGUUAGCAGAGACGGUUGUUAGCAUACAGCCAGAAGAAGCUGUGCUGGAGUCAGCUGUGACAACAGGACAACAGUUAGCUGAGACAAUUGUUAGCAAGCAGCCAGAAGAAGCUCUGGUGGAAUCUGUUGUGUCGGCAGGACAACAGUUAGCUGAGACGGUUGCUAGCAUACAGUCAGAAGAAGCUGUGCUGGAGUCAGCUGUGAUAACAGGACAACAGUUAGCUGAGACAAUUGUUAGCAAGCAGCCAGAAGAAGCUCUGGUGGAAUCUGUAGUGUCGGCAGGACAACAGUUAGCAGAGUCGGUUGCGAGCAUACAGCCAAAAGAAUCUGUGCUGGAGUCUGCUGUGACAACAGGACAACAGUUAGCUGAGACAAUUGUUAGCAAGCAGCCAGAAGAAGCUGUGCUGGAGUCUGUAGUGUCAGCAGGACAACAGUUAGCAGAUACGGUUGCUAGCACACAGCCAGACGCUGGUGCAGCAGUGCAGCAGAUUGAAGGAGUAGUGGAAGGAACAGAAGAUGACCGGUUUACAUAUUUUCUUAAAAAAUUAUUCAAGAAUUUUAACAACUUUGAAUGA
Molecule: messenger RNA, 1707 nt
Organism: Oryzias melastigma (Indian medaka)
Lineage: Eukaryota; Metazoa; Chordata; Actinopteri; Beloniformes; Adrianichthyidae
Exons: 2
Coding region: 1-1707 (568 amino acids)
Molecular function (GO): GTP binding
Source: RefSeq, a predicted model, not a curated record